UCUCACUCAUCAGCAACUCGCAACAUCACCAAGUAUCCAUGACAUCUUACAGGGCUUAAUUGAUUCGGAGUGGACACUUGAGAGGCUUUCACUCAACUGCAACUGCUUCUAUCUGUCAUCCAAAUCGCAAAUAACCGGACUGUAUAAAGCUGCAAUUCACAUUCUGAUACCAUCCCCGAAGGCCCACAUCCGAAAAGCGACAGAACAGAUCGCAUCAACAUCUCAGCUCAACCCUCGCACCCAGAGAACGCUCCAUCGAAACCAAACCUCAUAGUCAAAAUGCCCAAACCAAAGAAAGCCCCAGCAAUCAACGGCAAGCCAGCUCAAGCUUCCACACCAUCAGCAGCAGCACCACCCGCCAGCAGCGCCCCGCCCUCCUGGCCCCCCUUCAAGCCCUCUCUCCCCAUCACCGACCUCACCUUCGACACGCUCGUGGACGACAAAGUCGUCGUCCUUCGGAACUUCUUCCCCAAAUCUCUAUGUCGCGAAUACGUCUCCUUCCUGAGCACGCUCCCACUGAUCACCACGCCUGGGAAACCCAAGCGGGGGAUGGCGGUGCGAGUCAAUGAUCGGUUCCAGAUUGACGAUCAGAAGUUUGCGGAUAGGCUGUGGUAUGAGACGGGGUUGAAGGAGGCAGUUAUGGGGGGUGGGUUGGAGCAUUUGUGGGGUGGUGAAGUCAUUGGCCUGAACCCAAACAUCAGGAUAUACCGAUACACAAAGGGACAGUUUUUUGAUGCGCAUUACGACGACUCAAACAAAAUCACCCUCACCCUCCCCCCCUCCGACGAUACCCCAAGCCCGAACCGACAACAAGUCCCCGCCAAAACGACCUGGACCUUACUGCUUUAUCUCACCUCCGCCAGCGAAGGGUGCAUGGGCGGCGAGACCGUCUUUUACCCUCACGACCGGCAGGUGGCAAAGGAAGCGAUUGCCGUAGCUCCGGAGACGGGUAUGCUGUUACUGCAUAAGCAUGGGAACGACUGUAUGUUGCAUGAGGGCAGGGAAGUGACGGCGGGCGAGAAGUGGAUUAUUCGGACGGAUUUGUGUGUCGCUAGAGGAGGGAGGUGAGAAGCGUAUGCGCGAGAAGGUUGAGGUGAUGAAUCCU
Neurospora hispaniola is the source of this 1105-nucleotide messenger RNA. RefSeq lists its product as uncharacterized. The record is from RefSeq and is a predicted model, not a curated record. Gene Ontology annotation, biological process: peptidyl-proline hydroxylation to 4-hydroxy-L-proline. Gene Ontology annotation, molecular function: procollagen-proline 4-dioxygenase activity; L-ascorbic acid binding; iron ion binding. The coding region runs from base 280 to 1068 and encodes 262 amino acids. The transcript is spliced from 3 exons. NCBI's taxonomy places the organism in Eukaryota, Fungi, Ascomycota, Sordariomycetes, Sordariales, Sordariaceae. Gene Ontology annotation, cellular component: endoplasmic reticulum.